UUAUGAAACUACGAUAUUUAAUUUGUUAUAGCACAUGAAUGAUAAGGUUUAAAAUGUAUUCCCCUCCCCCCUUUCCCUUUUUGAGGACUACCCUUCACUUUCAGUGUAGCUUAUUGUUGCUAUUCUCAAAAAAUAGUAAAAAGAUUAUCAUGACCUCCCAAAUCAGCAACAUUUUUUACCAAUAAGACUCAAUUUUCAUGGUUCUAAGUCACCAUCAGUACUAACCCCCACAAAAAGGGUAAAAGAUAUUAUAACGCCACCAGUGUAGCAAGAGGAAAAAAGAAAAAGAAAAAAGCUAAGAGCAUCAAUCUUUUUUUUCCUUACUAGGCUUUGAAGCAUUUACAUUAGUGCACAUAAUCGGAUGUCAUUCAUGCAAUCUUGUUUGUGGAAAUCCAUGCAACAUGCACCAUGCACCAAAUGUUUGAAUAGAUUACCACAAUGAACUAGUGUCAGCUUUUAGAAUUGUCAGUUGCAAGAUAUCUGCAAUAGCUUCAUGUACUUAAGGUCUGUGUGGGCAUUGCCAGAAAGGUAAGGCUCCUCCAAUCUCUGAAAACAGUAGCUUCAAUGGGUACCUUUGUUGGGCACAUAGUACCUGGUUUGGCACUCACUCUCUUAGGUCUAUGGCACACCAUCAACACAAUUAGAGCCUACUUUCUAAAAGGCCCUGCUAACUUCAGAAUAAGGUUUUGGUACCCAUUUGGUGGCUCUCUAUCCAAACUUAAACACCUGGAGCUUAUUUUCAUCCUGUGUUUUUCAGUUUUUGCAAUACUUAUGCAAAUUCUAGACUACCCUUUCUUUCGUUUUGCUUUCAGGCUUGACAGCUUUGAGCAUGCAACCAUGUUCCUCCACCUGGUUAUUUUUGCAGGUUUUACCCUUUCUGCAGAGCUGACUCAUUCAUUAGAGAUCCUCUCUGGAGUUGUAGGAAUCCUUGCAGCCACUGUAUUUGGUCAAGAACUUUUUCUACUUCAUUUCCACUCUGCUGACCAUGUUGGACUUGAAGGCCACUACCAUUGGCUAUUGCAGCUCAUAGUUUUAAUCUCUUUCAUAGUCGCUCUGGCAGCAACUUGUUUUCCCACUAGUUUUCCUGCAGCUCUUGUUCUUUCGAUUUCAGUUGUGCUCCAAGGCUGCUGGUUUAUGAUUAUGGGAUUUAUGCUGUGGGCUCCCCAGUUUGUCCCAAAAGGCUGUGUUAUGGUUUUGACUGAGGCUAGCAGUGAUAACAUGCUUGGAGCAGUCAGUUGCCACUCUGAUGAAGCUGAUACGAGAGCUAAAGCACUGGCUAAUUUGCAAUUCAGUUGGAUGCUUUCUGGAAUAUUGAUAUUUACAGGAUGUAUUUGCUUGAAAUUAGCUGGAAAAUUCACCCUAAGGGGACAGUCAACUGAGUAUGAGCAACUUCACAGUAGAGGUGUGGAUCUCCCUGUAUUAAUUGAUGGCUUCAAGCAACCUCAUCCAUAACAAUUGAAGUAUGCCAAACCUUGCAUGUCACGACCUUUUAAGGUCACAGAGCACUUAACAUAUAGAUUAAAUUAGAGUUGCCAUUGAUAAAUGUGAACUCCAGGGGCAUAUCUCUAAAGAUUUGUAGUGCCCCCAUGAAUAAUUGUAUCAGGAGUUGUAUCAUUAUACUGGUGGUAUACUAUAUGAUGUGAUAUAACUUAUUUAGUUACUAAGAUGAUACUCAUCUUGAAGUGUGUGGAAAAAUUUGAAGGGCAAAGUUCAUUUAUGACUCAUUUAAUUUGAAAUAUGAAAUGACAAAGGGCCAACGAACUCUAGCUUAA
Quercus robur (English oak) is the source of this 1772-nucleotide messenger RNA. RefSeq lists its product as uncharacterized. The transcript has a single exon. Bases 565 to 1452 code for a protein of 295 amino acids. NCBI's taxonomy places the organism in Eukaryota, Viridiplantae, Streptophyta, Magnoliopsida, Fagales, Fagaceae. The record is from RefSeq and is a predicted model, not a curated record.